UCCUCAGAGCGCUUCUUCUUCUUCUUUUGAGCCUCUCCUCCGGUUCCUGCAGGGUUUCAGACAUCUCUUGCCUCUCCUCGGCUGGGCUUCAAAACGCACCGGAGGCCUGAGGAGCAGUGGGGCAGCCAUGGAAUUGCUGACUGGGUAUGGCCUGUGGCCUGUGGCCAUAUUCACAGUCAUCUUCAUAUUACUGGUGGAUCUGUUCCACCAACGCCAGCGCUGGACUGCCCGCUACCCACCAGGCCCUGUGCCACUGCCUUUGCUCGGCAACUUGCUGCAGGUGGACUUCAGGAACAUGCAGUACAGCUUGUACAAGCUCCAACAACAGUAUGGCGACGUGUUCACCCUGCAGAUGGCCUGGAAACCCAUGGUCAUGAUCAAUGGAUUGAAGGCAGUGCGGGAAGUGUUGGUGAACUGUGGAGAGUACACUGCAGACCGCCCUAAAAUACCCAUCUUUGAACACGGGAGUUUGGGUCCCAAAGCAAAAGGUGUGAUUCUUGCCCCUUAUGGGCCUGAGUGGCGAGAGCAGCGACGAUUCUCUCUGUCUACCCUGCGCAACUUGGGUCUGGGCAAGAAAUCACUGGAGCAGUGGGUGACAGAUGAGGCUGGACACCUCUGUGAUGCCUUCGCUGACCAGGCUGGACGUCCCUUCAAUCCCAGCACCAUGCUGAACAAAGCUAUGUGCAAUGUGAUCUCAUCUCUCAUUUUUGCUCGUCGCUUCGAGUAUGAAGACCCUUACCUCCUUCAGGUGCUGAAACUCCUGGAAGAAGCUUUGAGCAACAUCUCUGCCUUUGUUCCUCAGAUUCUGAACACAUUUCCAGUGCUCCUGCACAUCCCAGGGUUGUAUGACAAGGUCUUCUCUGGGCAAAAGAACUUCAUGUUCAUGGUGGAUAACCUGUUGACUGAGCACAGGAGGACCUGGGACCCUGAACAGCCACCGCGAGACCUGACUGACGCCUUCCUGGCAGAGGUGGAAAAGGCCAAGGGGAAUCCUGAGAGCAGCUUCAAUGAUGUGAACCUGCGCAUGGUGGUGGCUGACCUGUUCAUUGCUGGGAUAGUGAGCACCUCAACUACUCUAUCCUGGGCCCUGCUGUUCAUGAUCCUGUAUCCAGAUGUGCAGAGCCGAGUGCAACAGGAGAUCGAUGACAUCAUAGGGCAAGGGAGAAGCCCAGAGAUGGCAGAUCAGGCCCGCAUGCCCUACACCAAUGCUGUCAUUCAUGAGGUGCAGCGAUUUGGGAACAUCUCCACAUUGAAUUUGCCAAUCAUCACAUCUCAGGACAUUGAAGUACAGGGCUUCCUCAUCCCCAAGGGGACCACCCUCAUCACCAACCUGUCCUCGGUGCUGAAGGAUGAGACCGUCUGGGAGAAGCCCCACCACUUCCAUCCUGAACACUUCCUGGAUGCCCAGGGCCACUUUGUGAAGCAUGAGGCCUUCAUGCCAUUCUCAGCAGGCCGCAGAGCAUGCCUGGGGGAGCCCCUGGCCCGCAUGGAGCUCUUCCUCUUCUUCACCUGCCUCCUGCAGCGCUUUAGCUUCUCGGUGCCCACUGGACAGCCCCGGCCCAGCGACCAUGGGGUCUUUGGUGUUCUGACGAGCCCCACCCCCUAUGAGCUCUGUGCACUCCCUCGCUAACGGGACACCAAUUCAGUCCAGCCCUAGCUUUGUCUGAUCUUCCCACAGUUUUGUGACUGCCCUUUGUUUUCUUGUUCAAACCCUCACCCCUGACUGCAUUUGGUCCUCACAGAACUGUCCAUAAUCACCCCGACCCUCUAU
Molecule: messenger RNA, 1771 nt
Organism: Phodopus roborovskii (desert hamster)
Lineage: Eukaryota; Metazoa; Chordata; Mammalia; Rodentia; Cricetidae
Product: cytochrome P450 2D28
Exons: 10
Coding region: 128-1630 (500 amino acids)
Biological process (GO): arachidonate metabolic process; xenobiotic metabolic process
Cellular component (GO): intracellular membrane-bounded organelle; cytoplasm
Molecular function (GO): iron ion binding; heme binding; oxidoreductase activity, acting on paired donors, with incorporation or reduction of molecular oxygen, reduced flavin or flavoprotein as one donor, and incorporation of one atom of oxygen
Source: RefSeq, a predicted model, not a curated record